CGCCCCACCCAGCACCGCAGCCGCGAGGCAAGCAGACUCCGGCGGAGCACUCGUGGCGUCCGGUGAGGCUGCAGCAGGCUCUGGAGCGGCCCCGUGCUCCCCCAGCUGCCGCCACCGAGCAUGGAAAUCCCACCGACCCACUACCCCGCCUCCAGGGCGGCCUCGGUGGUGGAGAACUGCAUCAACUACCAGCAGGGGACCCCCCACAAGGUGUUUCUGGUGCAGACGGUCCAACAAGCCAGCAUGGAGGAUAUUCCAGGACGAGGACAUAAGUAUCGCCUUAAGUUUUCUGUGGAAGAAAUUAUCCAAAAACAAGUGACAGUGAACUGCACAGCUGAAGUACUUUACCCCCCAAUGGGACAAGAUACUGCACCAGAAGUCAACUUCACAUUUGAAGGAGAAAUUGGAAAGAACCCAGAUGAAGAAGAUAACACAUUUUAUCAAAAACUCAAAUCCAUGAAGAAACCACUAGAAGCACAAAAUAUUCCAGACAGUUUUGGAAACAUACCUCCAGAAAUGAAGCCAAUUCGGCAUUUAGCCUGGGUUGCCUGUGGUUAUAUAAUAUGGCAGAAUUCUACUGAAAACACAUGGUAUAAAAUGGUAAAAAUUCAAACUGUCAAGCAAGUGCAAAGAAAUGAUGACUUCAUUGAGUUAGACUAUACCAUUCUACUUCAUGAUAUUCCAUCUCAGGAGAUUAUUCCUUGGCAAAUGCAAGUUCUAUGGCAUCCACAGUAUGGUACUAAAGUAAAACAUAAUAGCCGCCUGCCAAAGGAAGCACAAGUGGAAUAAACGAACACCCAACGCUUACUGAUGAUGUGUACGUCACUCUUCAUUGACAUCUAGCGUAAGGGGCCAAAUAAAUCCUACAGUGUCAGUGCUUAUAGCACAGAACUGUAUAGCUUCCACAAUAAAGAGUUUCAUGAUAUAACAGUGUCUUAAUAACAGUCAUAGUGCUGUGCAUAUC
Pteronotus mesoamericanus is the source of this 964-nucleotide messenger RNA. RefSeq names its product latexin (gene LXN). NCBI's taxonomy places the organism in Eukaryota, Metazoa, Chordata, Mammalia, Chiroptera, Mormoopidae. Bases 121 to 789 code for a protein of 222 amino acids. The transcript is spliced from 6 exons. Gene Ontology annotation, molecular function: metalloendopeptidase inhibitor activity. The record is from RefSeq and is a predicted model, not a curated record.